GAGAAGAUGGAUUUGAUCGACCGUGAGGACGAAAAUUUCGCAAGAGAAGUUACGCUCGAGUACCUCAAUUUCAUCGAUGACAGUGCGGAACAGAAGAUUUAUGUCCAAAAAGUCGAAGAACUGAUCAAAGAGGAAGGAAAUCGUUUGAUUGUUAAUCUGAAUGAUGUACGAUCGAAGCUACCUGAACGAGCUAAUGGAUUGUUGAAGAAUUUUUCGCGCGAAAUUCUGUGCUUGCAAAAAGCGGUGAAUGAUUUCAUAUCGCGAACAGACCCAAUCUUCUCAAAAAAUCGUGACAUUUUGGUUGGUUUCGAGGGAAGUUUUGGUGAACGACACGUUAAUCCACGUACACUGAAAGCGCGAUAUUUGGGAAACAUGGUUUGCUGUGAGGGUAUCGUCACAAAAUGUUCAACAGUUCGACCGAAAUUAGUACGAAGUGUUCAUUAUUGCCCAGCUACGGGUAAAACGUUCGAACGUAAAUACACAGAUCUCACAUCUUACGAUGCAUUCCCAAGCAGCAAUUAUUAUCCAACUGAGGAUGAAAACAAAAACCCACUCGAAACUGAGUAUGGAUUGAGCACGUAUAAAGAUUACCAAACUUUCUCGAUUCAGGAGCUACCUGAGACUGCGCCACCAGGUCAAUUACCUCGGUCGGUGGACGUAAUAGCUGAAGAAGAUCUAGCAGAUUGUUGUAAACCAGGUGAUCGCAUUCGAGUUGUCGGUCUUUACAGAUGCCUUCCAAAUAAGCGUAGUGCGUUCUCGAAUGGAACUUUCAGAUCAGUGAUAAUAUCGAAUAACGUUCAGUUGAUGAGUAAAGAAUUGCAGCCAAAUUUCGAACCUGAAGAUAUUAAGAAUAUUCGGAAAAUGAGUCGCAAUAAUGAUAUUUUCAAUAUUUUGGCACGUUCAUUGGCACCUUCAAUUUGGGGUCAUGAUGAAGUGAAGAAAGCGAUUUUGUGUUUGUUGUUGGGUGGUAACGAGAAAUUACUGCAAAACGGUACUCGUCUUAGAGGUGAUAUCAACGUUUUACUUAUCGGGGAUCCAUCUGUCGCUAAAAGUCAACUUUUGAGGUAUGUGCUACACACAGCACCAAGAGCAAUAGCAACUACUGGACGUGGUUCGAGUGGAGUUGGUCUCACUGCAGCCGUUACAACUGAUUCGGAUACGGGAGAUCGAAGGCUUGAAGCUGGUGCGAUGGUUUUAGCUGAUCGAGGAAUCGUUUGUAUUGAUGAAUUUGAUAAGAUGUCUGAUAUCGAUCGCACUGCAAUUCAUGAAGUAAUGGAACAGGGUCGCGUAACCAUUGCAAAGGCUGGCAUUCAUGCUAAACUCAAUGCCAGAUGUUCGGUUCUUGCGGCUGCGAACCCCGUUUUUGGACGAUAUGAUAUCUACAAGAGUCCUAUGCAAAACAUCAAUAUGCAAGAUUCUUUGCUGUCGCGUUUUGACCUGAUAUUCGUCCUUCUUGAUGAGCACAAUAUGGACCGCGAUGGUGCUGUUGCCGAGCAUGUGGUGAAGUUGCAUCGUUAUCGGACGCCAGGAGAGGCUGACGGUACGGUGCUUCCAAUGGGUGCGGCUGUAGAGACAUUAUCGACAUUCGACUUGGAUGAGAACGAUUCUCAGGGGGGUACGGAAAUUUAUGAGAAGAAUAGGGGAUGGUGUGCCGCCAGAAAUAAUGAGAAGAUUUUGACACUUCAAUUCAUGCGUAAAUACAUUCAUAUGGCAAAAGCUGUCAAACCGCAACUGACUGAAGAGGCAACCGCUUAUAUCACUGACUGCUAUACCGAGUUGCGUUCAUUCGACACAUCGAAAACGGAUCGCGAAAGGACGAUGCCCGUAACAGCGCGUCAACUAGAGACGCUGAUUCGUGUGUCAACUGCAAUGGCUAAGGCAAGAUUAGCGAAAACGGUUCUCAGAUCAGAUGCCGAAAAAGCUUAUCAGCUACUGCAUUAUGCGUGCUUUAAAGAGAAAGCCAAAGAAAGAAUUGAAAUGGAGCAACAAAAGAAGGUUUCGAAAGGUGGAGAGCAUGAGAGCGACGAGGAGGAAGGGGAUGAGCAUAUCAACGAGACAACUGCCCAAUCAAUGGAAACUGAUUCGAGUUCUCUUCCAUCGAGACGUUCCAAACGGUACAUUUCAACACAUUUGAUGAAUGAUGCGAUUUUUCUUUUAGAAUUCCUUCUAGUGAAAUAUAUCAGCCAGAUAAUAAUAGGAAAGCGUGGUACAUUAACGGAAAGCUCACAGGCGACAAUAGACGAUGAUGCAACCAUGGAUACAACGGCGAUUAGCUCUGAACUCUCAUCCGUUCCAUCCGCUAAAAGACCGCGACAGGAGGCUCCUUCGAUUAGUGUUGAUCGCUACAAAACAUUCCGUAAAUACUUACGUAAGGCAUUCGAUGAGAGUAGCGAUCCAACGGAAAUGAUUCCUAUUGCGACGAUUCAAGAUGCUAUUCAGAAUCAGGCUGGACGUUUACCAUUCUCGCAAUCUGAAUUUGAUGCGGCCUUCGAGCAACUCUCAAGUGAGAACAUUGUUAUGGUGGUUGAUGAUCGUAUUGUGCUUAUUUAA
This is a messenger RNA of Anisakis simplex (herring worm), 2550 nucleotides long. The record is from the annotation of a GenBank genome assembly. Lineage: Eukaryota; Metazoa; Nematoda; Chromadorea; Rhabditida; Anisakidae.